Molecule: messenger RNA, 3266 nt
Organism: Lepidothrix coronata (blue-crowned manakin)
Lineage: Eukaryota; Metazoa; Chordata; Aves; Passeriformes; Pipridae
Gene: CACNA2D4
Product: calcium voltage-gated channel auxiliary subunit alpha2delta 4
Exons: 38
Coding region: 1-3207 (1068 amino acids)
Cellular component (GO): voltage-gated calcium channel complex
Molecular function (GO): voltage-gated calcium channel activity
Source: RefSeq, a predicted model, not a curated record
AUGGGGCCCUGGGCCGUCCCGUGGAUGAUGCUCUGUCUCUUCUGCUUCUUGCCCCCUGCCAGGGCCCAGACGAAGAUCCCGCUGGAGACGGUGAAGUCCUGGGCAGAUGCCUUUGGUGGGGAGCUGUACUCCAUUGUGACUAAGUAUUCAGGCUCUCUCCUGUUGCAGAAGAAGUACAAAGAUGUGGAGCCAACUCUGAAGAUCAAAGAGGUGGAUGGCUUGGAGCUGGUGAAGAAGUUCUCGGAGCAGAUGGAAAGCAUGCUCCGCAGGAAGGUCGAAGCUGUCGAGAGGUUGGUGGAAGCAGCAGAAGACGCAGAUCUGAACCACGAGUACAACUCCUCACUGGAGUUUGAUUACUACAACUCUGUCCUGAUUAAUGAGAAGGAUGAAAAUGACAAUUAUGUGGAACUUGGAGAUGAAUUCAUUUUGGAGCCAAAUGAGCAUUUCAAUAACCUGCUGGUGAACACAACAUACAGUGAUAUCCAGCUCCCCACCAAUGUCUACAACAAAGACCCUGCCAUCCUUAAUGGAGUUUACAUGUCAGAAGCCCUGAAUCCUAUUUUUGUGGACAACUUUGAAAGGGAUCCCACGCUGACCUGGCAGUACUUCGGCAGCUCCACUGGAUUCUUCAGGCUCUAUCCAGGGAUAAAAUGGUUACCAGAUGAGAAUGGAGUCAUCUCCUUUGACUGCAGAAACCGUGGCUGGUACAUCCAAGCGGCCACCUCUCCCAAGGACAUUGUCAUCAUUGUGGAUGUCAGUGGAAGCAUGAAGGGCCUGAGGAUGACCAUUGCCAAGCACACCAUUGUCACCAUUUUAGAUACUCUGGGAGAAAAUGACUUCGUCAACAUCAUUGCAUACAAUGAUUAUGUUCAUUUUGUUGAACCCUGUUUUAAGGGUAUCCUGGUCCAAGCAGACAGAGACAACAGAGAGCACUUCAAGCAGCUGGUGGAAGAACUGCAGGCAAAAGGAGUGGGGACUGUGAGCAAGGCUUUGACAGAGUCCUUCAAAAUUCUGCGGGAGUUCAGAGAAGCUGGUCAAGGAGGCUUGUGUAACCAAGCCAUCAUGCUGAUCACCGACGGAGCAGUGGAGGACUAUGAAUCCGUGUUUGAAAAAUACAACUGGCCAGAUCGGAAGGUCCGGGUUUUCACUUACCUCAUCGGACGGGAGGUCACUUUUGCCCCCCAGGUGAAAUGGAUUGCCUGCAACAACAAAGGCUACUACACUCAGAUCUCCACGCUGGCGGAUGUCCAGGAGAACGUGAUGGAGUACCUGCACGUGCUCAGCCGCCCCAUGGUCAUCAACCACGACCACGACAUUAUCUGGACUGAGGCCUACAUGGACAGCGCGCUGCCACAGUCUGAGGAGCUCUUUGCAUCUCAGGCUCAAAGUCUGUUGCUCAUGACGACAGUGGCCAUGCCAGUCUUCAGCAAGAAGAAUGAGACGCGAUCCCAUGGCAUUCUUCUGGGUGUGGUAGGCUCUGAUGUACCACUGAGGGAGUUGUUAAAACUUGCUCCACGGUAUAAGCUGGGUGUCCAUGGAUACGCCUUUCUGAACACCAACAACGGCUACAUCCUUUCACACCCAGACCUCCGUCCUUUGUAUAAGGAAGGAAAGAAACUGAAGCCUAAGCCAAACUACAACAGUGUAGAUCUCUCAGAAGUGGAAUGGGAAGACCAGGAGGAAAUAAAACGAGUUCUUUUCCUCACCAAUGAUUAUUUCUUCACGGACAUCAGUGGCACACCCUUCAGCCUGGGUGUUGUGCUGUCCAGGGGACACGGGGAGUACAUUCUGCUGGGGAACACUUCAGUGGAAGAAGGUUUGCAUGACCUGCUCCAGCCAGACUUGUCUUUAGCAAAUGAAUGGAUUUACUGCAUCACUGACAUUGAUCCAGACCACCGAAAGCUCAGUCAGCUGGAGGCUGUGAUCCGUUUCCUCACUGGAGAGGACGCUGACCUGGAAUGUGAUGAGGAGUUGGUCCAGGAAGUGCUGUUUGAUGCAGUGGUCACUGCACCCAUGGAGGCCUACUGGACUACAUUAGCCCUCAAUAUGUCCAUGGACACUGAGGCAGGUGUUGAAAUGGCUUUUCUGGGCACUCGGGCUGGACUCAUGAGGAGUGCCCUCUAUGUGGGCUCUGAGAAAAUUUCCAACAGGAAAUUCCUGACACAGAAGGACAAGGAAAGUAUCUUCACUAUGGACCACUUCCCUCUGUGGUACCGCCGGGCGGCCGAGCAUCCCCCCGGGAGCUUCAUCUACAGCAUUGUCUCGGAAGACGAUUCAGAGGGAGGUGACCUACCGCAAGUGGUGACCGUGAGCACGGCCGUGUCUGUGUCUGUGGAUGGGAAGAUGGGGAUUGCUGCAGCGGUGGGUGUGCAAAUUAAGCUGGAGUUGCUCCAACGCAAGUUUUGGAUGACCAUGCAACAGUGCAGUGCCUUCGACGGUGCCUGUCCUCUCAGCUGUCAGGAUGAUAUUCUGAAUUGCUUCCUCCUUGAUAACAAUGGCUUUAUACUUGUUUCCAAAAUACCUGAAGAGACUGGAAAAUUUUUUGGUGCAGUGGAUGGCUCAGUAAUGACCCAGCUGCUAAACAUGGGCAUGUUCAGGCGGGUGACCAUGUAUGACUACCAGGCAAUGUGCAAAGUACCCUACCACCACCACAGCGGCGCCCGGCCCCUGCUCAGCCCAAUUUAUGCCUUUCUAGCUGCAGUGAAAUGGCUGAUAAGUGAUUUCCUCAUCUUCCUUUUGGAGUUUAACAUGAGUAGCUUCUGGCACUCAAACAACUUGGCAGAUGCCAAGGCUGUCUUCCAUCAUUCUCACAAGCACAAGAAACAUGACAUGUUGCAGCCCUGUGACACCGAGUACCCCGUUUUCGUGUACGAGCCGGCCAUCAAGGAGACCAACGGGCUGAUUGAGUGUGGAGACUGCCAAAAGAUGUUUGUGGCACAGCAGAUCGUCAGCAGUAAUCUCCUGCUCCUCGUCACGGAUGCUGUCUGUGAUUGCAGCAUCUUCCCACCUGUCCCAAUGGACCCAAAAGAGGUCAAAUAUAACGCUUCAGUGAAGUGUGAACGGAUGCGGUCCCAGAAGCUGCGACGGCGGCCGGACACCUGCCAUGCAUUCCACCCUGAGGAAAACGCCCAAGACUGUGGUGGCGCUGCUGAGAUCUCCGUCUCGCCGACGCUGCUGCUCCUGCCGCUGGUGCUGCUCCUGCGGUGACCCCGCCUGCCACGCGUCUUACACGGCACAGACCCGGGGGGACGGAGCUGCCACCGGCC